This is a messenger RNA of Cylindrotheca closterium, 1758 nucleotides long. NCBI's taxonomy places the organism in Eukaryota, Bacillariophyta, Bacillariophyceae, Bacillariales, Bacillariaceae. The record is from the annotation of a GenBank genome assembly.
AUGAGGUUCAGUAGUAUCCUAUCGUUUCUGCUCUUGACCAGCACUGCCUUGUCUUUGCCAACUGAAGACCUUAUUGAAGAGCUUCCUGGGUUUGGAAAGACUCCCACCCAGCAUUAUUCUGGUUAUCUGGAUGCGAGCAAAGGAUGCGAUCUUUUCACGAAUGGACCGAUCUGCAAGAUUCACUACUGGCUAGCUUUGGCGGAAGAAGACCCCAUGAAGAAGCCAGUCGUCUUAUGGUUAAAUGGGGGCCCAGGCUCUUCCAGUCUUUUGGGGUUCCUCCAAGAAGAAGGUCCCUUGCUCAUGAAUGCAACUGGAGGCCUCAUGGUGAAUCCAUGGAGUUGGACCAAGCUGGUGAAUUUGGUUGCGAUCGAAGCACCAAUGGGAGUUGGUUAUUCGUAUUGCAGUCGUCAAAUCAAUGGCAAGCCGUGCAAGAACACUGAUCGCUACACGGCAAGUGCCUCUCGUGCCGCCUUGGUCGACUUUAUCGGCACCAAGUUCCCUGAAUUUGCCAAGAACGACUUCUAUAUUGCUGGAGAGUCCUAUGCUGGCGUCUACAUUCCAACUUUGGCCAAGGAGAUUCUCGACCAUACAGACAUUAAUCUCAAGGGAAUCGCUGUCGGGGAUCCAUGUACCGAUAAUAAGGCCCAAGAUGAUUCUAUGAACUCCUUGUGGUAUGCUAACAAGUAUGGACUCAUGGAUGAAGAAGUGUAUGAUUUGCUGUGGAAUAAGUGCAACAUUCGCAUGCCAAGCUUGAUGACCCGGGGCGGCAUUGCUCACGUUAUUUCCACGCUCAAUGAUGAAUUAAAAGCAAUUGAAGAUUUAGCUGCAAGAAAGGAAAAGGCGCAUGCUCUCUAUCACCAAGUCGUAUUGAACGGGGCUUUUCAUCAGGCCAAAGAUAGUCCUGAGUGUACCAUCGCUUUGCGAAAGUUCAUGAUGAGUAGUUCUCAUGGAUUGUCACAGUCCUGGAAAGACCUGUACAUUGACGAUUAUUCGCUGUUUUCCCCUCUUUCCAAUCUCGAAGACGAGCAAAUGGCAGAAUACAUAUCCCGUGCUGAUGUGCGCAAGGCGCUUCAUGUGGAAGAAGCACCAACCAAAUCUUGGCCUGGAGCUGAUGUGGGCUUUGACUACACGAAGGAAUACAAAGCGUGUAAUUGGGGUGAUGUACUCUUGGACAUUUCCAUGAUUGACAUUUACCGCGAAAUUGUACCCAAAUUGGAACGUACAUGGAUUUAUAAUGGGGAUACCGAUCCAUGUGUUAGCUACGAAGGUACUCGAUUGGCUGUCAAGCAGAUCCAAUUGAACGAGCUUGAUGGCGGAUCCUAUCGUCCUUGGUUCUACAACCAAACUGCUGCCCCCAUUGAAAUUUUGGCGACAAAGGCUGCUCUUUUUGGCCCCAAUCUAGUUGCCCAGAACAUGGGAGCCCAAUUUGGUGGCGAAGUGGUCGACUACGAGGAGGGAUUGAGCUUUGUGACUUUCCAUGGGUCUGGUCACAUGGUUCCACAAUUUCGUCCUCAAGCUGCACUGCACUUCCUCCAGCGAUUCUUGCUAUCAGGCAAACUUCUUAGCCCUUUGAUGCCCUCGAAUAAAACUUUGGCGGAGUUGGAUGAGGCUGGAUUCAGUUCCACCAUGGCCGAAUGGACCGAAUCUGCCAUGAAAGCUCCUUAUGUGCUUCCCGACUUGGUGACUGAUAAAUUCUCUCAUGCAAGGGAUCCCACGGCUCAUCAGAUGAGAGUUGAGCUCGCUCUCCAUUUGCACUAA